Messenger RNA from Antechinus flavipes (yellow-footed antechinus), 8117 nucleotides. RefSeq names its product phospholipase D family member 6 (gene PLD6). Bases 5887 to 6678 code for a protein of 263 amino acids. Gene Ontology annotation, biological process: piRNA processing. The record is from RefSeq and is a predicted model, not a curated record. Lineage: Eukaryota; Metazoa; Chordata; Mammalia; Dasyuromorphia; Dasyuridae. Gene Ontology annotation, cellular component: mitochondrion. The transcript has 2 exons. Gene Ontology annotation, molecular function: RNA endonuclease activity producing 5'-phosphomonoesters, hydrolytic mechanism.
CUUAGUGAUACUGGAAAAUCUUUCCCAAGAUAUUGUUACUUAAUUGAAAAUAUGAAUUCUAGGUAUUAAGUGAUUUACCUUUUACUAAAUUUAAAAAUAUAUCUCUGCCAUAUAUUUCUUUGCACAUGACCAAUUUAGGAAGUUGUUUUGCUGGAAUAUGCAUAUUGAAGGUCUUGGGGUUUUUCCACCUUUUUCUAGUGGGGAGAGGGGCAGAGUUGUAGGUGGGAGAAAAAAUAGACUUUUGCUGAUUGAAAAAAAAAAAGGCUUAAAUUUUACUUAAGAUGAUUAUCUCUUUCAAGAUUACUAAGAAAUUACUUGGACAAAUUAUUUAAUGUUAAUUGGUGCUGGGAAAGCAAAGUUUUGGGAUUGUGGGUUUAGAGCUGGGUGGGGACCUUAACUAUCCAAUCCAAUGUUGUUAUUUUCCCAGAUGAGGAAAUUCCCCCUACUAAUGGAGAUUUGUUUUAAAGAAGUGCCUGGAAUAUUGAGAUGCUGAAGUAUCUAAUAUCAUUCUGAAAUGACAAGGAGUUUGUGAAAAUGACAAGAAAUGGAGUAGCUGGCCAUAAAGUUCCAGUUAAAGGAUCAUUUUAAUUCAAUUCAAGGCAUUUAAUAAGUAUACUGAUAUACAGUGAGAAGACUGAAGGCCAAGUUCUUGAUCUACCCCACUGAAAAAUACAAUAGAAAUACCGUGAAAAAACUGCUAUAAAAGAAUCUCACAGUAAAAUUUAAACCAUGGGAAUUUUAAAAGGAGAAAAGCAGAUGGCUAAUAAAACAAGAAAUAUAGAAAUGAAUCAUAUAAAAUGUCAGGAGCAAGAAAGAUAAGGGGGCAAACAAUUUAAAAAAAAAAAAAAAAAACUUGACCACAGUGAAAAGCACUGUUGAAAACUUCAAAGCAAUUAAGGUGGAAUGAAACUAGUGGUGCUUAAUGGAGGCCCCUUGGAAAAUAGUCCUUUUAAAAAUCUAAACUAUUGGAAGACAUUCAGACCCAAAAAACAGAUUCGCUGGAUUCAGACCACAUAUUGAGAGCUUCAGGAUUACUGAUACUACAGGUAAUUUCUUUUUUUUUUUUUUUUUUUGGGGGGGGGCAGGGUAAGAGGGACUAUUAGAACCCUGUAAUUCAUAAAAUCAAAUUUUCCUACAACUGGCAAGAGCAGCCAAUUCUAAUAGUAAUUUAUAAUAGUAAUUAACACUCAUUGAAAUACCCAGGAUUUUAUAUGUGUAGACAUAAAUUUCCAAUAUUUAAAUAUAAAGUAAAAACAUUGCUGUUGGAAGUGAAGAAAUAAUUUAUCACAGAAAUAAUUUCUCUCAUAGCAGACUUUUCAAGGAAAACAAGGGAAGACUACAUAUACAUAAGGUGAAUCUCCAAAUGUAAGCACAAUUCCUGCACAUCUACUUUAUUUUUUGCAUUGGUGAAUGCUGAAAACUAUCAGUGUACAUGUUUUUUUUUUAAAAUAGCUUUUUAUUUACAAGUUAUAUGCAUGGGUAGUUUUACAGCAUUGACAAUUGCCAAACCUUUUGUUCCAAUUUUUCCCCUUUCUCCUACCCCCUCCCCUAGAUGGCAGGAUGACCAAUACAUGUUAAAUAUAUUAAAGUGUAAAUUAAAUACAAAAUAAGUAUACAUGACAAAACCAUUAUUUUGCUGUACAAAAAGAAUCAGACUCUGAAAUAUUGUACAAUUAGCCUGUGAAGGAAAUCCAAAAUGCAGGCAAAAAUAUAGGGAUUGGGAAUUCAAUGUAAUGGUUCUUGGUCAUCUCCCAGAGUUCUUUCCCUGGAUGUAGCUGUUUCAGUUCAUUACUGCUCCAUUGGAACUGAUUUGGUUCAUCUCAUUGCUGAAGAUGGCCAGGUCCAUCAGAAUUGAUCAUCAUAUAGUAUUGUUGUUGAAGUAUAUAAUGAUCUCCUGGCCCUGCUCAUUUCAUUCAGCAUCAGUUCAUGUAACUGCACAUCUACUUUAACAAACACUUUAAAACAACAUCACAUAAAACAAUGAGCAAGAGAUAGUGAGAAACUAUAGUUUCUUUAUUGUUGGAACUACACAAAAACUAGGGUGAAUGAGCUGGGACUCUCCCAGAAUGAUCUUAAAGACACCUGUAAAAAGGUUUCUGGAAGCAGCAAGAAUGGAAGGCAUCAACCUCCCCCUUCUUCUCCCUCCCCCUCCCCACACAAACAGCACAUGGAUCUUGGAAGUGAACACAAGUGGCAAGAAACUCCAUUGAGAACGCUGAAUAUCUGGUGCCCUGAACCUCAAAGUAUACAGAAAGGAUAGGCAGAAAUCUACCAGUGCUCGCUCUUUCCCAAGAAGUAGCACAAAAAUAUAGAUGUCCCAUGUUGAAACCAAACAAGGCUAGUUAUCAUACCAGAAAAAGUAUUUUGAUCUAAAAAAUAGCUGUAAUUUGGGAACUGAGAUUGGAGAGAUGAAUAAAUAGAUGAUAUCAACAACUAUAAAAAAUUAUUUUAUGAUCCAGUUCAGAGGAAGGAAGUAACUCCAUAAUAACUGCAAGUAGUCUCCCAAAGAAAAAACAUUUUUGCACACCCAACAUGAAUUUCUAGGAUCAGUCAAGCAACUGGUUAAAAAUCCUGCAGAAAGAAUUGGAAGAAUAAUUUAGAAUAGAACAUGGGAAACCUUGCCCAAAUUACAGAUUGUAAACAUUCAAAAGGACGGAACAUAUUGAUUCCACAAGAACAAAAAAUUAAAACCGUAAGAAAAAAAUGGGAUUUGCUAUCAAAAGUAACUAGAGAAAGCAGUGUAACGAAAAACUGUUUAAGAAUCUUCAAACUCAGAUAUAGAACGAUUAUCUGGAACUCAAGAACUAGCAAAAAAAUUUUUUUAAAGGAUUGGAUCAAAUGAAGCAAAUAAAAUUAAAAAUAAAAAGUGAACUUAGAACUGACCUUAAGAAUUUUAAGCCAUCUCUUCCAGAGUCCCUAGAAAAUCUAGAAGCCAUUUUUUAAAAAGCAGAAACCCCAGAGGAUGAAUUGGAAAGUUUGAAAGAGAACUUACCAUUUUCCACCACCGAGGAACUACAAUAUUCUUUUGGAAAGAAGCUAAAUUUACUCAACGUACACAGGAAGGAGAACUGGUGUGGAAAAGCAAUGAGACAAAGUCAUUAUAAAGACACCCUCAAACUCUGACUUUGCUGCUCUGUGUCCAAGCCAGCAGAGGCCUUAAUGAAAGACAAAUAGAAGAUAUUUUACAGUUUGAAGAGACAAGCUAAUGCUUUAGAUGAACUAGUUACCAGCAUGACUGCAGAUUCUAUGUUUCUGGCAUCCAGCUUCUCAGAACUGGAAGUUUGCUUAUUUGAAGAUUCUCAUGUUACAAGGAACUAGGAAAGAGCCUAUCAUAAUGACUUGGCCACAAAAAACUACUUGGAAUACUUAUUGCCUUCCAUAUCUGAGGAAAUAUCUACCUCACCAGUUAGCAGGUCAAUCCUUUUUAUUCUAACUUUGCUAAAAAUCUAUAAAUCCAAAGAUUUUUUUUUGAGUCGUGUAUAUAUGGAAAUAAUGCAUAAAUUCAAUCAGGAUUUGAAGCUAAUACUACAGAUUUUAUCACUCCUUUGAAAUACUCAUUGCAGAGUGUAAAAGGAAAAGUCUGUACUAACAUUGCAGAACAUCUUGCUGAAUUUAAAUUCUGUAUUUGCUAAUCUUAUCAAGUUUGUGUUUUACAUGAAAUAUAUUUUCACAUAAGUUUUUUUUUUUUAAAUCAUCAAACUCCCUGAAAGGCACAAUUUUGAAAAUCCGGACACUAUAUUUCCAGAAAUCAUGAGCAAAGGAGAGGCAAAAAUAAGGGAAUAUUUUGGAAGGAAGUCUCAAAACAACUUCCUCAUCCUGAAGGGGAUAAAAUUAAAAAGACAGAAAGCAAAGAAUUGGAAAUUAAGAGUUGCCAAGUGAGAAGUAACUGAACAAAUUAAUGGAAUGUUAUUGUACAAUGGGAAAUUACUAAAGAUAUAUGGAAAUGUGGGAAGCAUGAAUUGAUACAGAAUGAAUUGAAUAGAAUCAAAACAACUUAUUCAAUGACAACAUUGUAAAGAAAAACAGCUUUUAAAGACUUAAGAAAUAUGAUCAAAACAAUGAUUUUUAUUCUUUGAUUUCCAAUCCAUCCUCCAAUAUCUCAAUUUCUGUUGAGAACACCCAUUAUUUCAAGCUGCUUAAGUUUAUAACCUCAGAAGUAUUUUGGAUUCUUUCCUGAUUAAUUCAGUGUCAGUUUGAUUUCCACAUUUCACACAGCCAACCUCUCUAGGGACUUAAUCUUAAUUGGUCUCCCUGCUUCCAUCUCUCCCUAAUCUAUCUUUCAACUAGUACCAAAAUAUUCUUCCUAUGGAAGAGUAAUGAUCAUGCUACUUUCCCUUCUCAAAAAUCUUCAGUGGCUCAAAAACUGUACGAAUGAUAACAAAGACUUUAUGGAUUCAUGCGGAUUCAUACUGAACCACAGUCAUUCAAUCAGUUAACAAGUAUUAACUACCUAAAGAAAUAGUUCCUAUUAAUAACUUACAUGCCAACAGGAAAAACAACAAAACCAUAAAAACUUGCAGCAUAAAUAUAAAGUUAAUACAAAAAAAAGUUAAGUAUAAGAUAGUUUGGGAAGGAAGGCAAUAAAAAGUCGAAUGUUGUAGGGCAGGAAAAGCUUCAAAGUGGUGUCUAAGCUGCAAACUAAAAAGCGUUUAAACUAGAUACUACAAACAACAGAAAGUCACUGGAGUGACGGGGUCAGAUCUUCACUUAAGAAAAUCACUUAAAAGUGUUUGCAUGCUGGAAGGCCUUAGACUAUAAAAAGCUUUUAGGCAGAGAAAACAAUUAGGUUGUUGCAGUCAUCUAGGCAGGUGAAGAAAACUUGAAUUAAGGUGGUAGAGUAUGAGUAGAAAGAUAUUUAGCAACUAAAGAUAUGUGUGAUGUGAAAAAAAUAAAAAAUACAGGAUGAUGCUGAUCACAAACCUGAGACUUGGGAAGGAUGGUGAUUUUCACAGGAAUAAGGUAUAUCUAGCAAAGCUAAUGUGCAUUUACAGAUCACAAUGCAACAAAACUAAUAUUAAAUAAUGACACUAGGAAUAAAUAAUGAAUAGGAAUAAAAGGUGUAAAUCACAUGGUACCUAAAAACUACGACCUAAGUAACUGGGUUGAAGGGUAAUUAAAAGAUAAUGAAAAUAUGAAAACAUAUUUUUAAAAGUAAUGUAAUAACUGGAGCUCAGAAUCAAGUUCAUAGUCCUGAAUACCAUAUCAACAUGAAAGAAAAACGUGAAUCUGUUUCUAAACACGGAAGCAAGAAAUAAAGCCAUCAGGCCAGAAGAAAAUAAGAGAAUAAAGAGCAGUGCAGAAAGCAGUCCAAGUUAAAAAUUUUUAAUGAAAAGAUAAAACCAAGAGUUUUUUUUAAGACUAACAAAAAAGAUCAACCAUUCGCAAGUCUCCAAAAAAAAGAGCAAAUCCAAAUCACCAAAAUCAGAAAUAUGUUGAGAUCCAACAAAGGUGUCCAGAAAAUGGAGAUUAACUUUCCCGCGAGGUGAAAAUCCACUUGAUUUUGUCCCAUCAAUGAAAACCAACCCCCGCCCCCUGCCUUCAGCCCCAAAAUGCUAAAAAUCUGCAAGGUGCUCAGGAGAUGCACGCGAGGCAAAGCUUCCACAAAAGCAACUCCGGACUCGGAGAAGCGUGACCGCAUUCUCCGGAAGUGACUGGCGGACGCUGUGCCAGCGGCUGCAGCUCCCCUUGGAGCUUGUGCUCGUUUCCCCGACGCCCUAAGUCGGGAGUGAAUCUCUCCGGGCCCUGGGGCGCCCUGGACAGGAGGCACCGGGACGCGGCGCUGCCCUCGCCGUCACCGUCGCCUUCGGCCUCGGGUCCUCGAGCCCGGCAACCGAAAGGUCUGCACGCCACGGCCGAGCGCCGGCGCAAGCGCAGUCGGGCUGGAGCAUGUGGCGGUUGCGCUGGCAGACGUUAGGCCUCGCGGCUGUGAGUGUCGGCUUGGCUUUGGAGACUCUGGGCUUCCUAGUCGGUUGGCUGAGGCAGCAACGGCGCCGGCGACGUCGGCCCCCGCGGCGGGAGGUGUUGUUCUUCCCUUCUCAGGUGACCUGCACCGAGGCCCUGCUGCAGGCCCAGCGGCAGGGAGGCCCUCCGGGGACGACGCCGGCGCCCGCGGCCGCAGGGCCCGAUGUUCGGAGGGCGCCCGGCGCGGUUGCGGGGGCGACGGGCUCGGCCGCAGCCACGACCUCCCCGGCCGCCCCGGCCUCCCCGGCCGCCAGCUGCCUGUGCCCGCUCCCACACGGGGAGAGCUCCCUGAGCCGCCUCCUGCAGUACGUGCUGUCGGCCCGCAGCAGCCUCGAGCUCUGCCUGUUCGCCUUCUCCAAUCCCCAGCUGGGCCGCGCCGUGCACCUGCUGCACCAGCAGGGCGUCCGCAUCCGCGUGGUCACCGACUGCGACUACAUGGCCCUCAACGGCUCCCAGAUCGGCCGCCUCCGCAAGGCAGGUAUCCAGGUACGCCAUGAUCAAGGUGCUGGCUACAUGCAUCAUAAAUUUGCUAUAGUGGAUAAGAAGAUGCUUAUUACUGGCUCUCUCAACUGGACCACACAAGCCAUUCAGAACAAUAGAGAGAAUGUUUUGAUUGUGGAGGACGAAGAGUAUGUGAGACUUUUCUUGGAAGAAUUUGAACGUAUUUGGGAGGAGUUCAAUCCUGUAAACUAUACUUUUUUUCCUCAGAGAAAGUGAAGAAAAAGUAAAACAAGAGUCCUUCUCUAAUGUUUUCCUUAGGAUUAUAGGUAAAACAACUUACAGUGGGGUCCUUUGGACAAUUUGAAGAACUGAAUCCCAUGCUGUAGUAAGUUGUAUAGUGACAAGGUUUCAUCUAACAUGUUCAUUGCUGUUCUGCAGUAAGAAAAACUUUAAUAGUAUUAUUUUUUGGAAACAAAGGAAAUACCCAUUGAUUUUAAAACAUUUUUAAUUCUUGUUUACAAAAAUCUAUUGAACUAUAUUUCUGUGUUCAACUGAGAUUCUCCAUCUCCCUUAUGGAUAUGCUUCUUUCCAUAUGACUAAGACUACUAAGAGUGUACAUCCAUGAUCGAGUCAGCAAACUCUUGAAGGUAUUGACAAGUUUGAAUCAAAAUGAUAAAAAGGAACAAGAAGAAAAGAGAAAAAAGGGUACAAAUGGUGGUUGCGUUUUCCCUGGACUACAGUACUACUUACCCUUUGCUAGCACAGCAAUCAUUCCAUGGUAGGGGAGAGAGAAUUAAGUGCAACCUUGCAAGAUAUAUUAUUAAAAUAUUUGUGUAUAAGCAAACAUUUCAGUCUUUCUUUACCAUGUUUACUAGAACAUGAUUUAGCUAAUCUUAAAAAAAAAAAAAUAGGAACCUGAAAUAGGCUAUAUAAAAAUUAGGAAGCUAAUUUUAAAAUAUUAUUUCAUUUUUCCAAAUACAUGCAAAGAUAGCUUUCAACAUUUGCCUUUGCAAGACUUUGUUUUCCAGAUUUUUCUCCCUCUUUUUUCCCUCUUACCAAGAUAGCAAGCAAUCCAAUAUAGAUUAAAUAUAUGAAAUUCUUCUAAACAUACAUCCAUAUUUGUUGUGCUAGAAGCUAAUUUUUUGGUAAACAUUCUCACUUUUGUUAUUUAAUAGUCAUUUUCAGUUGACUCUUGGUGACUCUAUUUGAGGUUUUCUUGUCAAAUAUACUGAAGUGGUUUGUCAUUCUCUUUGGCUCAUUUUACAAAUGAGGAAACUGAGGCAAAUAGGAUAAAAUGACUUAUUUCAGAUUAUACAAUAAGUAUCUGAGACCAGAUUUAAACACAGGCAGACUCAUCUUAGCCUUAGCUUAGGCCUAGCAUUAAAGAACUAGUAAGAGCCUCUCCAUUUCAUUGAAAAAUGUAUAUAGGCUUACGAUAAUUUAUUUGCCUUUGGAUAAUCAUGAAUUUUUAAAUAAUCUUGGAGGAAUAUUUCAAGAGGAGAGACAAAAAUUGGAAGCUUUUAGGUUUUUAUCUUCAAUCCUCUAUUCUUUAGGCAUAAAGGAGCCUUUCAUUCUAUCUUGUGUUCAUACCAUUCUGAAUUUCACAAAUAAUUAUUUUAAAUCUAUCUUUAAUCCCCACUGCACAUGCAAAUAUCUUGAAUAAGUUUUCUAAAAUUUUCCAAUAAAGUCUCAAAACAUUUUAAUUAUUUCCUCUA